This is a messenger RNA of Meloidogyne enterolobii, 2178 nucleotides long. NCBI's taxonomy places the organism in Eukaryota, Metazoa, Nematoda, Chromadorea, Rhabditida, Meloidogynidae. The record is from the annotation of a GenBank genome assembly.
AUGGGCACACAAGGUUAUGAGAAUAAUACACGUUCUUCAUCAACUUCAUCUGACAUGCCAGAAAUGGAAUCAGUCAUUGGAUUGGGAGAAACAGAAAAUGAGCGGACAUUAAGGAUUAUCAAUUCCCGUCGCAAACCUGUUUCUUUAUGCAGUGUUGCCCCUUCUCUUGUAAUUUCUUGGCAUUCAAUUACAGCAAAGCCUCGACACGAAAAAAGCAUUUUACCUUCAUUUGUCUCCAAUAUUUAUUCAAAAUUUUCUUCAAGUUUUGAUGAUAUUGAAAGUGGAACAUCUCCAAUAUUAUAUGGAAAAAAAUUAAUUUUAAAUAAUGGUUAUUUUUGGCGUUGCUUAUCCCGGAGAAGUUCUUGCCUUAAUGGGAGCUAUGGGGCUGGUAAAACUUCCCUUUUAAAUAUCUUAACUCAACGAAAUCUUUCUUCUCUUCGUGUUUCUGGCCAAAUACGCAUAAAUGGUGUAGAUGUUGGGAAAAAUGUUUUACGUAAAAUUUCUGCUUAUGUACAACAAGAAGACCUUUUUAUUGGUUCCAUGACUGCUAUAAUGAGAAUGGGAAGACAUUAUUCUGCAAGAGAACGUGAACGACGUGUACAGGGAGUUAUUGCAGAACUUGGACUUAAAAACUGUGCAAAUACACUUAUUGGUUGGCCUAAUAGAUUGAAAGGGUUAUCUGGGGGAGAAAGGAAACGGUUGGCUUUUGCUUCAGAAAUAAUGACAGGACCUCCAAUUUUAUUUUGUGAUGAGCCAACAUCUGGUUUAGACUCUUAUUUAGCUAAACAAGUCAUUCAAGUGCUUAAAGAUUUGGCAAGACGAAAAAACAUGACAAUAAUUGUUACAAUUCACCAACCAAGUUCACAAUUAUUUGAAAUUUUGGGGCAUACUCUUCCUGAUAAUUUUAAUCCUGCUGACUUUUUUAUUGGAGUUCUUGCUGAUGCCGCUAAAGCAAAAGGAUCUAGAGGAAGAAUACAUUCAAAAGUCAAUAAAAUUUGUUCAGCAUUUACUCUGAGUGAUACAGGAAAACAAUUAAUGAACGAAUUAUCAAGUAAUACAAGCAGUGAAGGUUCUUCUCCCCCAAUAAAUACAGAAAUAAUUAAAGAAAAUAAUUUAAAUGGAAAUAAUGAGGUUUUACAAACUUUUGAUAUUUCUACAGACGAAAGUGCUUUUUCUACACCAGAAUCUGUUGAAGAAGUAAUGGAAGAUAAUGAAGAAAGAAAUGAAGGGGUUCCUUUAUUUGUAACAACAUCAAAAACAGACAAAUUGGAAUUGUAUACAAAAUCGAAGACAAUGCAAAGAUAUAAAUCGACUUGGUUACAACAGUUUCGAGCACUUCUUAGACGUUCAUUUUUUGUUACUUUACGUGAACCUAUGCUUCUAAAAGUUAAAUUAUUCCAAACUUUAUUGAUAAGCAUAAUUCUCGGAACAAUUUAUUUUCAAACUCCAAUAAGACAAACAACAGUUAUGAAUAUUAAUGGAUUAAUUUUUCAGUCAAUUGCAAAUAUGAAUUUUAUGUUUCAAUUUGCUGCUGUUCAUAUUUUCUGUGAUGAAUUGCCUAUUUUUAUGCGUGAACAUUUAUCAAGUUUAUAUAGAGUAGAUACUUAUUUUAUUGCAAAAAAUAUUGCUGAGUUAAUUCAAUAUAUUAUUUAUCCUUUUAUUUUUUCUUCAAUUGUUUAUUGGAUGUCUGGUUUUGUUCACAAUUCCCUAGCUUAUGCCUCUUUUGUUGCCAGUUGUGUUUGUGUUACAAAUGUGGCUAUUUCACUUUCUUAUGCGGCUUCUUGUAUUUUUGGGACAACAGAUUUAGCUCUAGCAAUGCUUCCUGUAGUUGUUAUUCCUUUACUUGCCUUUGGGGGGUUUUAUAUUAAUCAACAAUCUUUGCCUUCUUAUUUUUAUCCAAUUAAAUUUAUUUCUUAUUUUGGUUAUGCAUAUGAAAGUGCAGCAAUAAGUCAAUGGACACGUGUAAACACAAUAUCUGGUUGUAAUCAAACAACAAUAAAUAAUAAUAAUCUGACAGAAUAUAAUACUUGUUAUUUAAAUGGAAUGGAUGUACUUGACUCUUUGGGAUUUGAACCAGAAAAUAUUAUUUUUGACUAUACAGCUUUAAUUUCAAUGAUUUUAGGACUUCGACUUGUUGCAUUUUUUGCACUUUGGGUGCGAGCUGUUACAAAGAAAUGA